GCCGCGCGACAGCCCAGCCCGGUAAAGAGCGGAGCCCCCUCCCUGCCCAGCCGGGACACCCCACCGAGAUCGCCAGGGCAUCAGCGAGGACAUGCUGCCCCAGCACUUGCCGCUCCUCACCCUGGUGGGUCUGCUCGCCCUCUGGUCCGCCCUCGGCCAGAAGUGUCCCAAGUUCAAGGUCAGCAACUGCCGGGACUGCGUGGAGUCGGGCCCCGGCUGUGCCUGGUGCCAGAAGCUGAACUUCACCGGGCUGGGGGAGCCAGACUCCGUUCGCUGUGACACCCGGGAGCAGCUGCUAUUGAAGGGAUGUGCAGCUGACGACAUCAUAGACCCCGGGAGCCUGGCCGAGACCCACGACGACCAGGAGGGCGUCCAGAAGCAGCUGUCCCCACAGAAAGUGACACUCUACCUGAGACCAGGUCAGGUGGCUGCCUUCAACGUGACCUUCCGGCGGGCCAAGGGCUACCCCAUCGACCUGUACUACCUGAUGGACCUCUCCUACUCCAUGCUGGACGACCUCAUCAACGUCAAGAAGCUGGGGGGUGAUCUGCUCCGGGCUCUCAACGAGAUCACCGAGUCGGGCCGCAUCGGCUUCGGGUCCUUCGUGGACAAGACGGUGCUCCCCUUCGUGAACACGCACCCCGAGAAGCUGAAGAACCCGUGCCCCAACAAAGAGAAGGAGUGCCAGGCGCCGUUCGCCUUCAGGCACGUGCUGAAGCUCACCAACAACUCCCACCAGUUCCAGACCGAGGUGGGGAAGCAGCUCAUUUCCGGAAACCUGGACGCCCCCGAGGGCGGUCUGGACGCCAUGAUGCAGGUCGCCGCUUGCCCGGAGGAAAUCGGCUGGCGCAAUGUCACUCGGCUGCUGGUGUUCGCCACGGACGACGGCUUCCACUUUGCGGGUGACGGGAAGCUGGGCGCCAUCCUGACCCCCAAUGACGGCCGCUGUCACCUGGAGGACAACAUAUACAAAAGGAGCAAUGAAUUUGACUACCCGUCGGUGGGCCAGCUGGCUCACAAACUGGCUGAAAGUAACAUCCAGCCCAUCUUCGCCGUGACCAAGAGAAUGGUGAAAACCUAUGAGAAACUCACCGAGGUCAUCCCCAAGUCAGCGGUGGGGGAGCUGUCAGAGGAUUCCAGCAACGUGGUGCAGCUCAUUAAGAACGCCUACAAUAAACUCUCCUCCAGGGUCUUUCUGGACCACAACACUGUCCCCAACACCCUGAAAGUCACCUAUGACUCCUUCUGCAGUAAUGGAGUAUCACAGGUGGACCAGCCCAGAGGGGACUGUGACGGAGUCCAGAUCAACGUCCCGGAGGACAGAGGGGAUGGCAGCGCCCCCUGGGGCAAGAUGCUGGGCAGUGCGUCCAGCAAGGAGCAGAGUUCCUUUCCACACACCUCAAAGCGGGGCACCUGUUCCUGCGGCAAGUGCUCCUGCAACCCGGGCUUCGAGGGCUCCGCGUGCCAGUGUGACAGGUCCACCCGGGGCUGCCUGAACCCCGACGGCUUUGAGUGCAACGGGCGCGGCCGCUGUGUCUGCAACGUGUGUGAGUGUGACGCCGGCUACCAGCCGCCCCUGUGCCUGGAGUGCCUGGGCUGCCCGUCGCCCUGCGGCCGCUACUUGUCGUGCGCCCAGUGCCUGAAAUUUGACCCGAGCCACUCGGGGAGUAACUGUACCUCGGUGUGCGGGAACGUGGGCCUGCUGAACAAGCCCCCGGAAAAGGGGCGCACGUGCAAGGAGCGGGACGUGGACGGCUGCUGGAUCACCUACACGCUGCGGCAGCGGGUUGGCAGGGACAGCUAUGACAUUUACGUGGAUGACAGCCGAGAGUGUGCGACGGGCCCCCAAGUUGCCCCCAUCGUGGGGGGCAUCGUGGCGGGGGUCGUACUCAUCGGCAUCCUCCUGCUGGGCAUCUGGAAGGCUCUGACCCACGUGAGUGACCUCAGGGAGUACAGGCGAUUUGAGAAGGAGAAGCUCAAGUCCCAGUGGAACAAUGACAACCCCCUUUUCAAGAGCGCCACCACGACAGUCAUGAACCCAAAGUUUGCUGAGAGUUAAGAGCACUUGGUGAAGACAAUGGUGUCUGAACCGACCAGAUGGGACCACCCCCGAAUCACAUCUCCUCCAUCGGGUCCUCCACGGACACAGCUUACGAUGCUUGAACAUUUCACCCAUUAACCAAAAAUCCACUGUUUUUUUCUGCUCUCAGAACAAUAGAUAUGGCCAGGUGACAACAGGGACCCAUCAGAAGGAACCGCCUCCCCCUUCUGAUGUGUCUGACCUUUUCAGUAGAGACUGGAAGAAGGAACUGCUUGGGUCUUUCAAGGUUAGAUACGUUUUCCCGCAUAAAAGAGUGGUGGGCUCAUUAAAGGCAGCACAAAAUUUAUUUAUACUUGAACUUCUCAGGGUGUAAGGUUCCAUCCCAUUGAGUAUACUGUUUUUCAGUCACGUGUGUAGAAACAAUUAAUAAAACUUCAGAAGAGACUA
This is a messenger RNA of Puma concolor (puma), 2488 nucleotides long. The record is from RefSeq and is a predicted model, not a curated record. NCBI's taxonomy places the organism in Eukaryota, Metazoa, Chordata, Mammalia, Carnivora, Felidae.